UUACAGCCUGUUCACUUCAGGAAGCCGAGCUGGCCUGGAUUCCCACCAUGGCCUGUGCCCUUCUUCUUGUUCUGCUCGCAUACAGCUCAGGGGUCCAGUCGCAGCCUGUGGUGACUCAGGAGCCUUCGGAGGCUUCGGUGUCCCCAGGAGGGACUGUCACUCUGUCCUGCAGUGUGAGCACUGGAGCCAUCACCACUGGCAACUAUCCCUCCUGGUACCAGCAGAAACCUGGCUCUCCUCCUCAGCUGCUUAUUUAUGAAACUAAUAAGAGACCCUCCGGGGUCCCCACCCGGUUCUCCGGGUCCAUCUCUGGUCAGAAGGCCGCCUAAACCAUCACCGGGGCCCAAGCUGAGGACGAGGCCGACUACUACUGUUUUGUGUAUACUGGCAGCAACAAUGCAUGUUCCACCUACCAGUUCACUUUGACUCAGCCAUCCAGCGUGUCACUGGCUCUAAUACAAACUGUCAAACUGGCACGUGUUACAAGCAGUGGAAGCAGCAUCGCUGAUCAUAUCGUACGCUGGUACCAGCAGAAGCCGGGGGAGAAGCCAAGAUACCUGCUGUAUCACAGGGAUGAGUCUACAAAUCACAAAGGCUCUGGGGUCCCCGAUUGGUUCGCAGCUUCUAAAAACUCUUCCAUGAACACCUGCUUCUUAAUCAUUGCCCCGGUUCAAACAGAGGAUGAGGCUGAGUACUAUUGCUCUGGCUGGGAUGAUUUCUCUAAGCAAUUCAGAGUAGAAGAGCUGCACGAAGUGGAGGAACAAAAACUCAUCCUCACCCUGGCUGCCAGUCCCUGGAGCCCACCUGCACUGCUCCUGUCAUGGGCCGUGAGCUGGUCAUGCCUUCUGCCAGCUGUGUUAGUGUGA
This is a messenger RNA of Alligator sinensis (Chinese alligator), 866 nucleotides long. RefSeq names its product immunoglobulin lambda-1 light chain-like. Gene Ontology annotation, biological process: immunoglobulin production; immune response. Lineage: Eukaryota; Metazoa; Chordata; Crocodylia; Alligatoridae. The transcript has 3 exons. The record is from RefSeq and is a predicted model, not a curated record.